Messenger RNA from Nymphaea colorata (pocket water lily), 2872 nucleotides. Its product is annotated as 4-hydroxy-3-methylbut-2-en-1-yl diphosphate synthase (ferredoxin), chloroplastic. The coding region runs from base 420 to 2666 and encodes 748 amino acids. The transcript is spliced from 20 exons. Lineage: Eukaryota; Viridiplantae; Streptophyta; Magnoliopsida; Nymphaeales; Nymphaeaceae. Gene Ontology annotation, cellular component: chloroplast. Gene Ontology annotation, biological process: terpenoid biosynthetic process; isopentenyl diphosphate biosynthetic process, methylerythritol phosphate pathway. The record is from RefSeq and is a predicted model, not a curated record. Gene Ontology annotation, molecular function: 4-hydroxy-3-methylbut-2-en-1-yl diphosphate synthase activity (ferredoxin); iron ion binding.
GGCUGUGGGGUAUCCGGUGCCGGUGAGAAAAAACUGGCCCUCAAUUUAGCGGAGGAGAGCACGGCAAGGCCAAAGCCCGUGCCGUAGCUUCCCCGCUGCGUACCAACAGUAUCUCAAAGAUGCCUUCCAAAUGAGGCCACAAAUUUUCAUUUUUCCACCCAACUCUCAUUCUUUAUAAACUGUACCAACAAUUCCAUCCCACUUUCUGCUUCCCCCUCCCUCAUCCUCCCCCCUUCCCCUCUUCGCUUUUGUUCCUGCACUCUGAUUGCGUUUCUCCCUCUUCCUGCUUUCCUGACCGGCGCUGCUCCGGCCUCUGCUGCUGUUGUCUUUCCUUGUGUUUGGUUGCGCCUAACUUAUAGCGGGUUGAAGAAGAAGAACCUCAGCGCGUUGGAACGUUGCUGCAGGCUCCGCAACGGGUCAUGGCUUCAGGAAGCAGCAUCCUCCACACUUCAUUCUCCGGGCUUAGGGGACGGUCCGAUUGCUUCCGCAGCCCAUCAGAAGGUGUCGACUUCGCGAGGUUGAGGAAGGCCAGUAGCUCUGCUCUUCAAAAGUCGAGCAGGUCGCAGCGCGCUCUGAAGUCGUUGGUUGUCAAGAACUCGAGCUCUGAAAUGGUGGAGUUGGAGCCUGCUUCGGAUGGAAGCCCUCUGCUAGUUCCUAGGCAAAAGUACUGUGAAUCCAUCCACAGAACUGUCAGAAGGAAAACCCGGACGGUGAUGGUGGGUGAUGUUGCUCUCGGAAGUGAGCAUCCGAUAAGAAUUCAGACCAUGACUACUACUGACACCAAGGAUGUCGCUGCCACUGUUGAACAGGUGAUGAGAAUAGCUGAUAAAGGAGCAGAUAUUGUCCGCAUAACGGUUCAAGGGAAGAGAGAAGCUGAUGCCUGUUUUGAAAUUAAGAACACGUUGAUCCAGAAAAACUAUAACAUUCCUCUGGUGGCAGACAUUCACUUUGCUCCUUCUGUUGCACUGAGGGUCGCUGAAUGUUUUGACAAGAUCCGAGUAAAUCCUGGAAAUUUUGCUGACAGGAGGGCCCAGUUUGAGCAAAUUGAGUACACGGAAGAAGAAUAUCAAAAGGAGCUUGAGCAUAUAGAAGAGGUUUUCUCUCCUUUGGUUGAGAAGUGCAAGAAUUAUGGACGAGCUAUGCGCAUAGGAACUAAUCACGGGAGUCUUUCUGAUCGUAUUAUGAGCUACUAUGGUGAUUCUCCCAGGGGAAUGGUUGAAUCAGCAUUUGAAUUUGCACGGAUAUGUCGAAAGCUGGAUUUCCACAAUUUUGUCUUCUCCAUGAAAGCAAGCAACCCUGUAAUCAUGGUUGAGGCAUACCGUCUUUUGGUAGCUGAAAUGUAUGUUCAUGGGUGGGACUACCCUUUACAUUUGGGAGUUACUGAAGCUGGUGAAGGUGAAGAUGGCCGUAUGAAAUCUGCAAUUGGCAUAGGAACACUUCUACAGGAUGGUCUUGGGGAUACUAUUCGAGUUUCACUUACAGAACCUCCUGAAGAGGAGAUUGACCCUUGUAGAAGGCUGGCUAACCUUGGCAUGACUGCAGCCAAGCUGCAGAAAGGAGUGGCACCAUUUGAGGAGAAACGUCGCCAUUAUUUUGAUUUCCAGAGGAGAAAUGGUCAGCUGCCUGUGCAAAAGGAGGGUGAAGAGGUGGAUUACCGAGGUGUUCUUCAUCGUGAUGGUUCUGUUCUUAUGUCUGUAUCUCUGAAUCAGCUGAAGAUGCCUGAGCUUCUUUACAAGUCACUUGCAGCAAAACUUGUUGUUGGCAUGCCCUUUAAGGAUCUAGCAACGGUUGAUUCUAUCCUGUUGAGAGAGCUUCCUCCAUUGGAAGACAUCGAUGCUAGAUUGGCCCUUAAAAGACUGAUAGAUGUGAGUAUGGGCAUCUUGACUCCUUUGUCAGAGCAGCUAACAAAACCGUUGUCACACGCCAUAGUUCUAGUGAAUUUAGUUGAAUUGGCCACUGGAGCUCACAAGCUUUUGCAAAAAGGAACACGUUUAGCUGUAUGUGUUCGGGGGGAUGAACAAUAUGAGGAGCUCAGCAUUUUAAAGGAAUACGACGUUACAAUGUUGCUGCACAGCAUACCAUAUGCAGAAGAAAAAAUUGGACGCGUACAAGCUGCUAGGAGGUUGUUUGAGUAUUUAGCAGAUAACGAUCUCAACUUCCCUGUAAUUCACCAUCUAGAGUUCCCUGCAGGUGUUCACAGAGAUGAUUUAGUCAUUGGCGCUGGAAGUGCUGCAGGUGCCCUUCUAGUGGAUGGAUUAGGUGAUGGGUUAUUAUUUGAAGCUCCAGAUCAGGAUUUUGAUUUUCUGAGGAACACUUCAUUCAACUUGCUGCAAGGAUGCAGGAUGCGAAACACAAAAACGGAGUAUGUAUCAUGCCCUUCAUGUGGACGUACAUUAUUUGACCUUCAGGAAGUCAGUGCGCAGAUAAGGGAGAAGACAUCACACUUGCCUGGUGUUUCUAUUGCUAUCAUGGGCUGUAUUGUGAAUGGACCAGGAGAAAUGGCAGAUGCAGACUUUGGGUACGUUGGAGGUGCCCCAGGAAAGAUCGACCUCUAUGUUGGGAAGACCGUCGUAAAGCGGGGCAUAGACAUGGACCGUGCAACCGACGCUUUGAUCCAGCUGAUAAAGGACCAUGGGCGCUGGGUAGACCCUCCAAUCGAAGAGUGAAUGGAAGCUAUUCAGGUGUUUGGAGCGUCAUGUGCUGCAGGUUUGUUCAUCCGAUAAUGCCAAUGCCUGGGGAUAGCAACCGGCUUUAAUUUGGAAUACAGGAAUAGAGUCCAGAGAGUGCCCUAUUUAUCUGCAGAUGCAAGCUGCAGCAUGUGGUUGAACUUUUCUCAUUUGAAUCCAUAUAAUGAAAAAUAUAAUUUCUGGGA